This is a messenger RNA of Folsomia candida, 3237 nucleotides long. RefSeq names its product prolyl 4-hydroxylase subunit alpha-2. NCBI's taxonomy places the organism in Eukaryota, Metazoa, Arthropoda, Collembola, Entomobryomorpha, Isotomidae. Gene Ontology annotation, molecular function: L-ascorbic acid binding; procollagen-proline 4-dioxygenase activity; iron ion binding. The transcript is spliced from 8 exons. Gene Ontology annotation, biological process: peptidyl-proline hydroxylation to 4-hydroxy-L-proline. Gene Ontology annotation, cellular component: endoplasmic reticulum. Bases 2142 to 3035 code for a protein of 297 amino acids. The record is from RefSeq and is a predicted model, not a curated record.
UCGAACGUUCGGUAUCAUAUCAUUCCAGAGUUCUUCUUGAUAAAGAAGUAGCUUCCUACUCCACAGUUAAACAUGUUGACCAAGAGCUUGAUUCUAGUUCUUGCCGCAGUUUGCGUUGCAUCUGCAGCUCCAGCCGAUGAACCCGCAACGAAGGAGAUCACAGAGGAAUGUAGUAAAAUAGUUGACGGCAGCCCAUGCGAUCCAAAAGCUGUUGACUGUGCACAAUGCGAUUGGUGCGAAGAUAGAGUAUCUUCUUACUACCGCUGUGUACAAGUGCGACCGGAAAAUCCAUUUAAACCAGUUACCGGGUAUUGGAGUAGGGAGAAUUGCACCCAUGGAUAUCUUGUCGACCCCACAAAACCUCUCACAGGACAGACUGCCGGCGGACAAUGUGUCGCGUGGGACGAUCUCCAUGCUGACACGAAAAAAGCUUACUUAAGUCAAGAAAGGUGCAACCUUCCCCCCAAACUUUGUAUUUAUGGACAAGACGAGGACGACGAGUGCACAAAAAACUACUGGUUCCAAGAAGAUCCAUGGGUAUCCAGGGUUGAUCAAAGCUGCCAAGGAGCAGGAGACGUUUUUCACCUUGAAUCGGAAAAUUGCGGACCUUGUGGAGAUGCUUGUACUGGGAAAGGAAGUUGCUAGUGGGAACUUUGAGAGCUAGCAGUGUCUGAUGCAUUGUAAAAAUUUAAUGAGCUUCCAGCUAUCUUUCGACAAACACCUUAAAUUUUUCUUCUUUAACCUUCCACGCUUUUGUGCCUCAAAAAGAAAUUUGAUCAGUUAGGCGAAACGUGCAACAAUUUUGGAAAUUUUACUUAAUUGAUAUUUUGUCGAAAAUCCAUGCAUUAAUAAACACCUUAACAGAAAUCUAGUAUUAUCUAUUCCUUUGAAUAUUUAAAUCGAAUAAAUGUGACAUCAAUUGUCGUGAAACGCACUUUUAAACACUUUUAAACCUUUCUAAAAUAACCUACAAAACGGUACGUGCUUUGAUUGCUUUGCAUAAGUACAAUACCAAAUUGUUUAUCAAUUCUUCUUUACUCUCUCUUACCACUCUGCUCUGCCUUUCCAAAUAUAUUUAUAAUGGACAACAAUGCAACGAUUUCUCUAGAAAUUAUUUCCAUUUUAACCAGGUUCACCUAAAUCAUAAUAACGUAUUUAGGAACUAUCUGUAUUUAAUCGCUCCUAAAAAAACUGGAUACUUUUAUAUUUAAUUUGCUGUAUUUAUCCAUGUUCAUAUAUUCAUCAAAAACCGAGUCUUCAAAUUUUGAACAAGAUGAUGACAAUUAUUUACUGGACGCUCCCUUAACACCAGGAUAUUUAAUUUAUUUGGCUCGAUCGGAAUUAGAUAGUCGUGCUAAAUUAGGCAUUUAUAACGACGUCAGAAAUGCGGAACAACCAGAGCUCGUUAAUCAGUUAAUUAAUAAAAUUUAUAAUUCCUAAUUUGCCCAAGUUUAAUUCACAUUUAAAUAUUUCCAGAUAUCUGGAAGAUUACAACUCCACCUCUGCUCGCCUGCUUGCGUGCAAAGGAGAAAAAACUAAUAGCUGGUCAAAAGCCGUGGAAAUUGUCAAAAAUCCGAUCGCGGUGUACAGAAUGAUGCGAAGAUAUGUUUACGUAUUGAAACCUAUUUGGUCACGAUUGAAUUCCACAAAUGAAAUGGAUUUUCUUCCCAAUUUGUACGGAGCCGUCACCCCAACAAUUGAUGAUUUUUACGAGACUAUAGAAUCCAUUCUUAAUUUGCAACAAUUUUAUGAUUUUAACCCGAUGGAGUUUUCACACGGCCUAAUUCUAAACCUUCAGACAAAUAUUACACUUAAUGCGACUCACACUUACGAAAUAGCAAAGUACGCCUUAAAACAGAAUAAAUAUUCUUUAUCGCUGGCUUGGUUUAUGGCAACAAUGGAAUUGAAUCAGGAUCCAGAAAUUAUUCCAUGGGAAGAAAUCGAGGGCCAAAUUGAGACACUUGUCCAAGAAGUUGACCAACCAAUUAAAAAAUAAGUAUCUUAUUUCGCACUGGCAUAAGUUCAUAUUCGCAAACUUUUUUGCACAGCACGACGCAACUCACGCCGAAUUCGCCCACGAUGAAAAGCAAGGAACUUAUUAUUUCCAUGAAAAAUUAGCCAAUAACCCAAGUUCUCUACGUAUGCGAGAUAUCCAUUACAAAACAAAGUUUGGUGUACGUCCUUCCGGGCAAGAUUCGUACGCCAGUGUGACAGCAUAUUACAAUCUUAUGGGAAUUUGCAGUGGCGAUUCAUUCCUGAGUGAAACCGAUCGUGCCAAAUUAUUUUGCAAACUAUCUACAAAACCGCAUCCGUUCUUCAUCUUAAACCCGAUAAAACUGGAGGUAAGGAGUUGGUCCCCGUAUGUGGCCGUGUUUCAUGAAGCCAUCCCAAAAUCAAUCCUCGGCUACUUUUGGUCAUCUACUGUUUCCCUCUUUCUCAAUGCGACCAACCCAACGACGGAAAUAUUAAAGACACAAUCUGGCGAAGCGGUCAAUAUUUUGGAAGAUUUAAAUGUUCCAGACGAUCCCAGAGAUGGGGUCAAGUAUCGCAUCAAGCCUGCAAUGUCAGUAGCGCAUUUCACGGAUGAGCAAGCAGGGGAAAGAUUUUUAAAUUAUGCCGAAAUGCUGACAGCCCUUAAUGUCAAGGGCGAAGGAGCAGAUACGUUUCGGGUAAAUCAGUACCUUCACGGAAAUCCGCUGAGGAUACAUUGCGAUCACUUGCAAGGACAUAAUGACGCAUUUACAGAGGAACAAGGAGAUAGGAUUGUGUCAUUUCUUGUUUUUUUGACUUCUCCCGAAGUGGGAGGAGGGACAGCAUUUCCAAAUCUUGGGUUUAAAGUUGAGCCUGCAAUGGGAACUGUAAUUUAUUGGGAUUCUGCACUAACUGAUGGAUCCUGUGAUUUCCGAAUGGCACAUGAAGGUUGUUACGCGGCACAUGGCUUGAGGUGGACAUCCGUCAAAUUGAUUCGACAAAAGGCUAACAUUCUGAAAAAGACUUGUUCGACACGGGAAGGCUAUUGGAACAACGACUACUAAAGUACAAUUUCGACCCUGCGUAUAACCAAAACGAAGCUUGGACGGGACAAAAAGGGAUAUACAAAUAAUUUAAAAAUCAUAAACAAAUUUUACACAAAUAAUUUAAACCUGCUCAUUAACUUUUACUGAUUAAAUAAAUCCGUAAUUUUAUUUUCGUUCUUUUACAAAUAUUUUUAGAGUUGUGAAUGCAUAACUUUAUAAU